AUGAUUAAGAGGGAGAUAAGUGUGUGUCAACAAACAUGCGCAUUAUUAUGCAAGAACCUUCUUAAAAAAUGGAGAAUGAAGAGAGAGCCCUUAAUGGAAUGGCUAAGCUCAUUGCUCCUACUGCUUUUUUUGUAUGAAUAUCCUAUUUAUCAUGAAGUUCAUGAUUUUUCUUCACUGCCCGCCAUGGACCUGGGACCGGUAGAUUCAUUCAAUGAUACUACAUUUGCUAUUGCAUUCACACCGGUCACCAACGUAACCCAGCAGAUCAUGGACAAAGUAGCCUUAGCCUCCUUCAUGAAAGGUGAAGAAGUCUUGGGACUGUCCAGUGAAGAAGAUAUUCAAGAAUUAAGGACACAUUAUCUUGCAGAAAUAAUACAAGUCAGCUUUUCUAAUACAUUCUCAUAUCAUUUGAAAUUCUCGCCGGGAUACAGGAUCCCAACGAUCAAGGAACACAGGGACCAUACAGGUCAUUGUUUUGAAAUGAGUACUGAAGAGGUUAGCUGCCAAGUUUCACAAUACUGGGAAAAAGGUUUUCUGGCUCUUCAAGCUGCUAUCAAUGCUGCUAUUAUAGAAACCACAACAAAUCAUUCAGUAAUGGAGGAAUUGAUGUCUGUCACUGGAAAAAAUAUGAAGAUACAUCCUUUUGUUUAUCAAGGAGGUGUUGCCACUGAUUUCUUCAUUUUCUUCUGCAUCAUUUCCUUUUCCUCAUUCAUUUAUUAUGCGUCUAUUAACGUUACAAGGGAGAGGAAGAAGAUGAAGGGCUUGAUGAGGAUGAUGGGUCUUCGAGAUUCGGCAUUCUGGCUCUCCUGGGGUUUACUCUAUGCCGUCUUCAUCUUCAUUAUGGCACUUUUCUUGGCACUUGUUAUAAAAUCUGUCCAGUUUGUCAUUCUGACUGGCUUCGUGGCGAUCUUUAUCCUUUUUUUCCUCUAUGGACUGUCUCUGAUAGCUUUGGCUUUUCUCAUGAGCGUCUUGGUAAAGAAAUCUUUCCUCACUGGUCUGGUCGUGUUCCUUCUUACCGUCUUUUGGGGGAGUUUGGGAUUUACGGCAUUGUACAGGCACCUUCCUACAUCCUUGGAGUGGAUUUUAAGUUUUCUGAGCCCCUUUGCCUUCACGCUUGGAAUGGCCCAGCUCUUACGUUUGGAGAAUGACUUGAAUUCUAAUGCAUUUCCUGAUCCAUCAGACUAUUCAAAUCUGAUCGUAGCAACAAAUUUCAUGUUGGCUUUUGAUCUUUUCCUCUAUAUGGCACUGACGAUUUAUUUUGAGAAAAUUUUGCCAAAUAAAUAUGGACAUCAAUAUCCCCCCUUGUUUUUCCUGAAGUCUUCCUUCUGGUCACGGCAACCAAAAGCUGAUUGUGUGGCCCUUGAAGAUGAAAUACAUUCUGAUCCUUCAUCUAAUGACUCUUUUGAGCCAGUGUCUCCAGAAUUCCAUGGCAAAGAAGCCAUCAGAAUCAGAAAUGUUACCAAAGAAUAUAAAGGAAAAUCGGGUAAAAUAGAGGCUUUGAAGGGUCUGGUAUUAGACAUAUAUGAAGGCCAGAUCACUGCAAUACUUGGUCACAGUGGAGCUGGGAAAUCAACACUGUUAAACAUUCUUAGUGGGCUCUCAGUUCCCACCAAAGGUUCAGUCACCAUUUAUAAUAAUAAGCUUUCAGAAAUGGCUGACCUCGAUAAUAUCAGCAAGCUCACUGGGAUUUGUCCGCAAUCCAACGUGCACUUUGAUUUCCUCACCGUGAAAGAAAAUCUCAGGCUGUUUGCUAAAAUAAAAGGAAUUCGGCCGCAUGAACUGGACAAAGAGAUACAAAGAGUUUUGCUGGAGUUGGAGAUGAAAAACAUCCAGAACGUCCUUGCUCAAAACUUAAGUGGCGGACAGAAAAGAAAACUCAGCUUUGCGAUUGCCAUUUUAGGAGAUCCUCAGGUUUUCCUAUUGGACGAACCAACUGCGGGACUGGAUCCCUUUUCAAGGCACCUUGUGUGGAACCUCCUGAAGGAGUGGAAAGCAGACCGUGUGGUCCUCUUUAGUACCCAGUUCAUGGAUGAGGCUGACAUCCUGGCUGAUCGGAAAGUGUUUCUCUCCGGCGGGAAGCUGAAGUGUGCAGGCUCUUCUCUGUUCCUCAAGAAGAAAUGGGGCAUUGGAUAUCACUUAAGUUUGCAGUUGAAUGAAAUGUGUGUUCAGGAAAAAAUAACAUCGCUGGUUAAACAGCACAUCCCCGAUGCCAAAUUAUCAGCGGAAAGUGAAGGAAAACUUGUCUACACAUUGCCCUUGGAGAGAACAAGUAAAUUUCCAGCACUUUACGAGGAUCUGGAUAGGCGUCCUGGCCUUGGAAUCGAGAAUUAUGGUGUUUCCAUGACAACCUUGAACGAAGUGUUCCUGAAACUAGAAGGAAAAUCAGCUGCUGAUGAAUCAGAUAUUGCCACGUGGGGAGAAGCCCCGUCAGAAAGAGCUGGAGAUACAGAGAGGCUUGUUGAGACAGAGCAAGUUCUCAGUUCGCUUAAUGAGAUAAGCCAGACCAUAGGCGGAAUGGCUCUUUGGAGACAGCAAAUCUGUGCGAUCGCAAGGGUUCGCUUCUUGAAAUUAAAGCAUGAAAGGAAAGCUCUUUUAUCACUGCUCUUGAUUCUCGGAUUUGGAGUUUGCCCUCUUCUCACGGAGAUCAUCACCAUGAAAGUGUAUCAACAGAGCUACACUUGGGAACUUUCUCCUCGUUUGUACUUCCUGGUUCCUGGACAACAGCCACGUGAUCCUCUCACCGGAUUACUGAUCAUCAACAAAACAGGGGCAAGCAUUGAUGACUUUAUACAUUCUGUGGAGCAUCAAAACAUAGCUUUGGAAGUGGAUGCAUUUGGAACUAAAAAUGCCCUAGAUGACCCAUCUUAUAAUGGAGCCAUCAUAGUGUCUGGUAAUGAAAAGUGUUACAGAUUUUCAUUAGUAUGCAAUACCAAAAGACUAAAUUGCUUCCCAGUUCUCAUGGAUAUUAUUAGUAAUGCACUACUUGGAAUGGUUAAGCCAUCAGCACACAUCCAAACUGAUAGAAGUACAUUUUCAAGGGAGUCAGAGAGAAAUCCGUUUGUAUUUUGGGAACAUACCAUAUUAUGGGCGAUUUUGGCAUCCUCUUGUACUCCUUAUAUUGCAAUGAGCAGCUUCGAUGAUUAUAAGAACAAAGCUCAGUCCCAGCUCCGGAUUUCAGGCCUCUUCCCUUCUGCUUACUGGCUUGGGCAGGCGCUGGUGGAUGUCCCGAUGUACUCCCUGAUCUUACUGCUUAUGUAUUUAUUAGACUACGGCUUAAACUUCGAAGAGUCUGCGUUUGUAACUGUAAAUCAGACUAUACAAAUCCCCUGUUCUAUUGGCUAUGCCUUCUCACUUAUCUUCUUGACAUACGUGAUUUCGUUCAUUUUUCGCAAGGGGAGGAAAAAUAGUGGCAUUUGGUCUUUUUCCUUCUUUAUGGUAAGUAUAUUUUUUAUCGCCACCUUCUCUUUGUUUUUAUUUAUGCUAUUGGAUUACUUUGGAUAUGGUGUGCUGUAUUACAUCACCUUUUUAAUACCACAAGCCACCUUAAUUGGCUGCAUGUUCUUGUUUCUUUAUGUAAUCGAGUCUUCUCUUUGGACUCAAGAACCAACAAGUGCAGAGCCAUUUCUGGUAUUCUUAAUUCCUUUCCUUCAUUUUAUCAUCUUCCUUUUUAUUCUUCGGUGUCUGGAAUGGAAGUUCGGAAAGACGUCAAUGAGGAAAGAUCCUUUCUUUAGAAUUUCUCCAAGAAGUAACAACGUGUAUCAAAAUCCAGAAGAUCCAGAAGGGGAGGAUGAAGAUGUCCAAAUGGAAAGAGUGAGAACAGCAGAUGCCUUGAAUUCCACGAACUUCGAUGAGAGACCGGUCAUUAUUGCCAGCUGUCUACGCAAGGAGUAUGCACAGAAGAGGAAGCACUGCUUUUCCAAGAGGAAGAAGAAAAUAGCCACGAGAAAUGUCUCUUUCUGUGUUAGAAAAGGUGAGGUUUUAGGAUUAUUAGGACACAAUGGAGCUGGUAAAAGUACAUCCAUUAAGGUGAUAACUGGAGACACAAAACCAACUGCUGGACAGGUGCUACUAAAAGGGAGCCGUGAAGAGGACUCCCUGGGUUUCCUAGGGUACUGUCCUCAGGAGAACGUGCUGUGGCCCAACCUGACCACGAAGGAGCACUUGGAGGUGUUCGCUGCUGUGAAAGGGCUCAGGAAAGCCGAUGCGGCAGUCACCAUCACAAGGCUGGUGGAUGCACUCAAGCUUCAGGACCAGCUGAAGCUGCCCGUGAGGACCUUAUCCGAGGGAGUAAAGAGGAAGCUGUGCUUCGCGCUGAGCAUCCUGGGAAACCCAUCGGUGGUGCUUCUGGACGAGCCGUCCACGGGGAUGGACCCCGAGGGGCAGCAGCACAUGUGGCAGGCAAUCCGGGCCACCUUUAAGAACACGGAGAGAGGCGCCCUCCUGACGACCCACUACAUGGCAGAGGCGGAGGCCGUGUGUGACCGCGUGGCCAUCAUGGUGUCCGGAAGGCUGAGGUGUAUCGGUUCCAUCCAGCACCUGAAGAGCAAAUUUGGCAAGAAUUACCUGCUGGAGAUGAAAGUGAAGGCCCUCGAGCAAAGGGAAAGCCUCCACCGCGAAAUCCUGAGGGUUUUCCCCCAGGCUGCUCGGCUGGAAAGGUUCUCUUCGGUGAUGGUCUAUAAAGUGCCAGUGGAAGAUGUUCGACCUUUAGCACGAGCUUUCUUCAUGUUAGAGAAGGUGAAACAGAGCUUCGACCUGGAGGAGUACAGCCUCUCGCAGUCCACCCUGGAGCAGGUGUUCCUGGAGCUCUCCAAGGAGCAGGAGCUGGAUGACUUUGACGAAGAACUUGACCCCUCAGUUAGAUGGAAGCUCCUCCCCCAGGAGGACCCUUGA
Messenger RNA from Puma concolor (puma), 4890 nucleotides. The record is from RefSeq and is a predicted model, not a curated record. Lineage: Eukaryota; Metazoa; Chordata; Mammalia; Carnivora; Felidae.